AUGAGGACUCUCAACACGUCUACCAUGGAAGGCACCGGGCUGGUGGCGGAGAGAGACUUCUCCUUCCGCAUUCUCACAGCCUGUUUCCUGUCGCUGCUCAUCCUGUCCACCCUCCUGGGGAACACGCUGGUCUGUGCCGCCGUGAUCAGGUUCCGCCACCUGCGAUCCAAGGUGACUAACUUCUUCGUCAUCUCCUUGGCUGUAUCGGAUCUCUUGGUGGCCGUCUUGGUCAUGCCCUGGAAAGCGGUGGCCGAGAUCGCUGGCUUCUGGCCCUUCGGGUCCUUCUGUAACAUCUGGGUGGCCUUUGACAUCAUGUGCUCCACUGCAUCCAUCCUCAAUCUCUGUGUGAUCAGUGUGGACAGGUAUUGGGCCAUCUCUAGCCCCUUCCGGUAUGAGAGGAAGAUGACCCCCAAGGCAGCCUUCAUUCUGAUCAGUGUGGCAUGGACUUUGUCGGUUCUUAUCUCCUUCAUCCCCGUGCAGCUCAGCUGGCACAAGGCAAAACCCACAGGUCCCUCCGAGGGGAAUGCCACUUCCCUGGGCAAGACCAUCAACAACUGUGACUCCAGCCUGAGCAGGACAUAUGCCAUUUCAUCCUCUCUAAUAAGCUUUUACAUCCCUGUGGCCAUCAUGAUUGUCACCUACACCAGGAUCUACAGGAUCGCCCAGAAACAAAUACGGCGCAUCGCAGCCUUGGAGAGGGCAGCAGUCCAUGCCAAGAGCUGCCAGACCACUACAGGUAACGGAAACCCCAUGGAGUGUUCUCAACCAGAGAGCUCCUUUAAGAUGUCCUUCAAAAGAGAGACUAAAGUUCUGAAGACUCUGUCGGUGAUCAUGGGGGUGUUUGUGUGCUGCUGGCUCCCUUUCUUCAUCUUGAACUGCAUGGUGCCCUUCUGUGGGUCUGGAGAGACGAAGCCCUUCUGCAUCGAUUCCAUCACCUUUGACGUGUUUGUGUGGUUUGGGUGGGCUAAUUCCUCCUUGAACCCCAUCAUUUAUGCCUUUAAUGCUGAUUUUCGGAAGGCAUUUUCCACCCUCUUAGGAUGCUACAGGCUUUGCCCGACGACGAAUAAUGCCAUAGAGACGGUUAGCAUCAAUAACAAUGGAGCUGUGGUGUUUUCCAGCCAUCACGAGCCUCGGGGUUCCAUCUCCAAGGACUGCAAUGUGGUGUACCUGAUCCCACAUGCUGUGGGCUCCUCUGAGGGCCUGAAGAAGGAAGAGGCAGGUGGAAUAGCCAAGCCCUUGGAGAAGCUGUCCCCAGCCCUGUCUGUCAUUUUGGACUAUGACACUGAUGUCUCUCUUGAGAAGAUCCAGCCCAUCACACAGAAUGGGCAGCACCCGACCUGA
Messenger RNA from Budorcas taxicolor (takin), 1341 nucleotides. It is a transcript of the gene DRD1, whose product is annotated as dopamine receptor D1. Gene Ontology annotation, molecular function: dopamine neurotransmitter receptor activity, coupled via Gs; G protein-coupled receptor activity. NCBI's taxonomy places the organism in Eukaryota, Metazoa, Chordata, Mammalia, Artiodactyla, Bovidae. Gene Ontology annotation, cellular component: plasma membrane. The transcript has a single exon. The record is from RefSeq and is a predicted model, not a curated record. Gene Ontology annotation, biological process: vasodilation; G protein-coupled dopamine receptor signaling pathway; adenylate cyclase-activating adrenergic receptor signaling pathway. The coding region runs from base 1 to 1341 and encodes 446 amino acids.